AUGGUAGCAAUUCUUUCCCUGAUGAAUCUAAUGGUAAAUCUAGGAACCAUUAUCGUAGCACCCGCAGCCCCGCAAAUCCUCGCAGGCUUUCAUGAAAACAGCGGUCUAUACUCUACCAUCCUCGUAUCCAUCUGGGAGCUAGGCGAAAUUCUCGGGCCUUUGAUAAUCGCGCCUCUCGCGGAGCUUUAUGGAAAGCUGGUUAUAUACAACGUAGCCAACGUCCUCUUCAUCAUCUUCUCGAUUGGAGGAGCGACCAGUACUAACAUCGACAAGCUCAUUGCGUUUCGAUGUUUAAGUGGUCUGAUGGUUGCAUCUACAACACUCAAUGAUGGAACUAUAGGUGACAUGUUUCCUCCAGAGCAGCGUGGAGGUGCUAUAUCACUUAUCAGUCUUUUUCCACUACUGGGUAUCGUCGUUGGUCCGAUCAUCGGAGGGUAUCUUACGGCUGCUGCGGGAUGGCGCUGGACAUUCUGGAUCAUCACUAUUGCAACCGGUGUUGUGCAAAUAGGAAUUUUUGUUCCUGAGAGAAACAUACGCGGUAACGAUUCUCCAAAAAAAAGACGAACCGGUUUAAGAAAGGAAACAGGAAACAUGGCACUCUCCGAUCUAAAUAUGCGAGCGAUCUUUCUAAAAGCGAGGUCUUCCGAACGGGAGCUUUAA
Botrytis sinoallii is the source of this 660-nucleotide messenger RNA. RefSeq lists its product as uncharacterized. Gene Ontology annotation, molecular function: transmembrane transporter activity. The record is from RefSeq and is a predicted model, not a curated record. Bases 1 to 660 code for a protein of 219 amino acids. The transcript is spliced from 2 exons. NCBI's taxonomy places the organism in Eukaryota, Fungi, Ascomycota, Leotiomycetes, Helotiales, Sclerotiniaceae. Gene Ontology annotation, biological process: transmembrane transport.